This is a messenger RNA of Blastocystis hominis, 1958 nucleotides long. RefSeq lists its product as hypothetical. NCBI's taxonomy places the organism in Eukaryota, Bigyra, Opalinata, Blastocystidae. The record is from RefSeq and is a predicted model, not a curated record. Bases 9 to 1946 code for a protein of 645 amino acids. The transcript is spliced from 7 exons. Gene Ontology annotation, molecular function: protein binding.
AGAAGAAGAUGGCUACAAAGGCUGAGGUAUUAUACGAUUUUGAUGGAAAUAAUAUGGAUGACGGGUUGAUUGUGAAGAAGGGAGUAGUAAUUGAAAUCCUCGAAGAUGAAGGGGAGUGGUCUUGGUGUAGUCAUGGAAAUAAAGAGGGUUAUGUUCCUACGUCUUUUCUGAAGAAAUUGCCUACGAAGAAACCUGAAGAAGCGCCUCCUAGAUAUGGUCGUAUGUCAUUUAUUGAUAUGCAACAGCGAAAGCCCACGACGAUUGAUGCUGUAAAUUCAAAGCCAGAAUAUGCUUAUGAGCGUUCUGGAGAGCUGGAUGCUCUUCUGAAGCGCAAGCAGAAGGUUGCGGAGCAGGCGGUGAAGAGUGACACUACGGAUAACGAGAUCCGUCAGGUCCAGAAGUCUACUGUGGUUCCUCCCAAGCAGCGAACGCAGGAAGAUAUCAUGCGCGAGAUUGAAGCAUCGAAGGCUUCCUACACCUAUGAAAAGGCCGAUGAGCAGAAGAAGACGUUCACGUUCCAUCGUGACGCUGAUUUGGAUGCUCUUCUGAAGCGUAAACAGAAGGUGGCGAGCCAGGAAGUCUCUCAGGAAGUCAGUGAAGACGCUAUUCGCCAGGUCCAGAAAUCGACUGUGAUUCCUCCCAAGCAGCGAACUCAGGAAGAUAUUAUGCGUGAGAUUGAAGCGUCCAAGGCUUCUUACACCUAUGAGAAGCCUGAAGAACAGAAGAAGAAAUACGAGUUCCACCGCGAUGCUGAAUUGGACGCGUUGUUGAAGCGCAAGCAGAAGGUGGCGAGCCAGGAAGUCUCCCAGGAAGUGAAUGAGGACGCCAUUCGCCAGGUCCAGAAGUCCACCGUCAUUCCUCCCAAGCAGCGAACGCAGGAAGAUAUCAUGCGUGAGAUUGAAGCAUCGAAGGCUUCCUACACCUACGAAAAGCCUGAAGAACAGAAGAAGAAAUACGAGUUCCACCGCGACGCGGAGCUGGACGCGUUGUUGAAGCGCAAGCAGAAGGUGGCGAGCGUGGAGGUUCAGUACGGCGAGCCGGAGCGUCCCGUCGUUCCCUCGGCGCUUCCCUCGGCGCCUCCGAGUCAUCGCCACGGCGCCGCCUCGAAGACGCCCGCGUUCCUCAAGCCGUCGUCGCCGCAGGAGACGAAGGAGGAGCCGGCCGCGCGCGCCCACCCCAUCAUAAUCCCCACCUCGCAGCCGCGCCGCGUGUCCAAGCCGCGCGCCGCGCAGGCCAUUCCCGAGCCGCCCAAGGACGAGGAGGACUCCUACCUCGACCGUCUGCUCCGCAACCGCGCCAGUCUCAGCGGAGCCAAGCCCAAGACCGAGCCCAAGCCUGAGCCCAAGCCUGAGCCUAAGCCUGAGCCCAAGGCCGAGAUUAAGCCAGAACCCAAGCCUGAACCCAAGCCUGAACCCAUUGCUGCUCCGGAGCCCGAACCGGAGCCCCAGCCGGAGCCAGAACAUGAGAUGAUGGCUUCGCCGGCCUCCUCGGCGGACUGCGCGCCCGCGAUCGAGCGCGAGUCCAUCCCGCAGCCCGCGCCCGAGAACGAGCGCGAGCCGGCUCCCGAGGCGAUCAGCGAGGAGGACGAGGUGGUGCUGGGCCGCGUGCGCGUGCUAUACGACUACUCGUCGAGCGGGCAGGGCGAUCUGAGCAUCCGCGAAGGCGAGGAACUCGAGGAACUGCAGGGAGACAACGAGGAAUGGAUGCGCGUGCGCAAGCCCUCCGGAGAGGCCGGACUGGUGCCCCGCAACUACGUGCAGCGCGUGGAGGCCGAGGAGUUCAAGGUGCGAGCGAUCUAUUCCUACGAAGCCACCGACGCCAUGUACCUCACCAUCCAUGAGGGAGAAGUCCUCACCGUCACCAAGCAGGACGAUGGAUGGUACUCCGGAAGCAACGAAAACGGAGAGAGCGGAUGGUUCCCGAUGAACCAUGUGGAAAAACUCUAGUUGUGUUGAUAU